UGUGACAACUACUUUAUUAAAUUAGUAUUACUAGCUCUAAUAAAGUAUUAAUCUAUAUAUAAGAAGGGAAAAUCUCUAAUCUCUCUACACUGAUCUCCAUCUCCCAACUGUCAUGGAGCUCCAAGAUUCCUAUUUUCUGAUCCUGCCUAUCAUCUUCAUCUUCACCUUCAUUGCCUUGAAGGACUCCAUAGCCAAGAAAUCAAGCUCCAGAUUACCACCAGGGCCAUGGAGGCUGCCACUGAUAGGAAACAUGCUCCUAUUCAUCGGCACUAACCCUCAUCGCAAACUGACAGAUCUGGCAAAGAAAUAUGGCCCUGUUAUGUACUUACAGCUCGGCCAAAUCCCCACUGUCAUCAUUUCUUCGCCUGAAGCUGCAAGGGAAGUCAUGAGAACCCAUGACAAUAACUUCGCUCAAAGGCCUGCUGUUCUUGCUGCAGAUAUUAUCACUUAUGGCUGCACUGACAUUGUUUUUGCUCCAUUUGGGCACUACUGGCAACAGCUGCGGAAGAUCUGCAUAACCCAGCUUUUAACUCCGAAAUCUGUCUUGUCUUUUAGAUCGAUUCGGGAAGAAGAAGUGGCGAAGCUUGUUAGCUCGAUUUCUUCAAGAGCUGGAAGGAAGGUAAACAUCAGCAGGGAAAUUUAUGCGAUGACGUUUGGCGUCACCACUAGAGCAGCUUUUGGGCAGAAAAUGAAAGAUCAGGAGGCGUUCUUGAAUGCCAUUGAUGAAGGUAUAGACUUGGCCGGAGGUUUUACGGUGGCUGAUGUGUUUCCUUCCUUCAAAUUUCUUGAUUCAAUCAGCAGAGUGAGGAGUAAACUCAUGAAUAUUCAUGAUAGACUUGAUGUACUGUUUGACGCCAUUAUCAAUGAGCGGAGAAGUAAGAAGGCGACAGUGAAGAAGACAGAUGAGAGUGAAGAGGAGCAUGAACUUGCAGAUUUCUUGGACGUUCUUAUGAAUUUGCAGAAGAAUGAAGACCAGGAAUUUAACUUGACCGAUGACAACAUCAAAGCAAUUAUCGUGGAUGUUUUCACUGCAGGGAGUGAUACAUCUUCCACAACUCUAGAAUGGGCACUAUCAGAAAUGCUGAAAAAUCCCAGAGUUCUGGAGAAAGCACAGGCAGAGGUGAGGAGCGUCUUCCAAACAAAAGGAACAGUCGAUGAAGGAGGCCUUCAUGAACUGAAAUAUCUAAAGUCAGCCAUAAAAGAAUCCAUGAGACUCCAUCCCGCAGCUCCACUGUUACUUCCCAGGGAAUGCAGAAAAAGCUGUGAGAUUUUCGGAUGCCAGAUUCCUGUCAAAACCAAAGUCCUGGUAAAUGCUUGGGCGAUAGGGAGGGACCCUAGCCAUUGGAGUCAGCCUGAGGAGUAUAUUCCUGAGAGGUUUCUUGAAAGCUCAUUGGAUUACAAGGGGGGCCAUUUUGAGUUCAUCCCAUUUGGAGCUGGAAGAAGAAUCUGUCCUGGAAUUAUAAUGGGUGUUGCCAAUGUGGAGCUCCCACUGGCUCAGCUGCUGUUUCAUUUUGACUGGAAACUUCCCAAUGGAGGAAAGUUGGAAGAUCUUGACAUGAGUGAGGGUUUUGGGCUUGCUGUGAGAAGAAAACAUGACCUUGAGUUGAUUCCAGUUCCUUAUCAUCCUCCCCAACUUGUUGGGUGAGAGGAGAAAUUUCGAAUAAUAGUACACUUAUUAACUUUUCUUAUAUGGAUAAGUUGGUAAAAAAUAUAAGCAUAAUAUCAUUGGAGAAGAAUUUAUAAUAAGUAUGCAAACAGUUCUAUGCUGUCAGUUGUAAUAAGGAUUUAAUAUGGUAAAGAAGAUACAAAUUUAUAAAAAGAA
This is a messenger RNA of Mangifera indica (mango), 1822 nucleotides long. Its product is annotated as desmethyl-deoxy-podophyllotoxin synthase-like. Bases 113 to 1645 code for a protein of 510 amino acids. Gene Ontology annotation, molecular function: iron ion binding; heme binding; monooxygenase activity. The record is from RefSeq and is a predicted model, not a curated record. NCBI's taxonomy places the organism in Eukaryota, Viridiplantae, Streptophyta, Magnoliopsida, Sapindales, Anacardiaceae. The transcript is spliced from 3 exons.